Rasamsonia emersonii CBS 393.64 is the source of this 1236-nucleotide messenger RNA. Its product is annotated as thermotolerance membrane protein Dlt1. The record is from RefSeq and is a predicted model, not a curated record. The transcript has a single exon. Lineage: Eukaryota; Fungi; Ascomycota; Eurotiomycetes; Eurotiales; Trichocomaceae. The coding region runs from base 1 to 1236 and encodes 411 amino acids.
AUGACCAUUAAUCUCCUCCGCAUCCUUAGCUCGACCAUCCAUGCCGUCCUCUGCGUCGUCCUUCUCUGCCUUACUCUCCUUACGCCGGGGGAUUUUAUCUACCAAUGCUACAAAAACCACCGGCUAACCAACAUCUUCAUCGUCACGGGCGCGUAUAUUAUCACCGUGGCACUGGCGCUUUUCUUCUACGCGAGUCGCAUCUAUACCAAUCGCACGGCCCUGGGCGGCAUCCCGAAGGCAUGGAUACCGGUCGAGAAGGGGGACGUGGACAAGACUGUGCGACGGCUGGUGGUGGAGGGUCUUGCUCGGAGCGCGAUCAUCGCAUACCAGGCACGCCCGAGGGACUUGUCGGACGAAGCACAUGAGCCUGUACAUGAUAAGACGCUCUCGGUGAACCGCGACCGGCCUCCUUGGGGCGUGAUCUCCCACCCUGGCUGGUCUUCUCCUGCGUCUCCGGAUCUCCCUGACUUGCAAUACCAGUCGGUGAUCCGAGAACUGCCUCACCUGAUUGAGGCCAAGGCGGUCUCACUCGCACCGCCCGAUCCGGUCUUCUCCCAAUCGAAUGGUCUCUUGGACCCCUUUGGUCCCCAUUCCCCGGAAGAACAACAGUCGAUUCCCGACCCGCGCGUGGUGGAGAUCCUGCAGCGGCCUGCAACGAUGGGUUUACGGGAGUACAUCGGGCAUCUGACGGCGCUGAAUCUGAUCAACCCGCCAGAGCUGGGGACCGACUUCCUCGCAAUCUACGAGCGGGCCCGAUUCUCUGCACAUCCGUUGCAUGAAGAUGAAUUCCGGACGUUGAUGGGCAUCUUUGCGGGAAUCCUCCGGGGUAUGAAGGCUGUCGACCCACAACUGCUGCAGGAAAUCCGUGGAGAUAGUUCUCGCGCGGACAGCGAAUCGUUUAUCGGUCCGUCUGACGAGGAAGGCGAAACGGAUACUGUGGAUACCGAGGGAGUUGGUGAGCCUCUCGCUCGAGGUCGGAGCAACAAUUCAUGGGGGAGUAGCCUGCGGUCUGUUCGCACCGCGCCCAUGGUGCAGAGCAACAGCUCACCGUCUCUGUCGAGGACCACCGAACGCCGCGCGUUGGGGGUUCGCCAGAGUCCGUCGAUGAAUUCGCUCCAACGGGUGCGGUCGACUAAUUCGAGGAGUUCGAGUGGUAGUGUUAUUCGCCUUGCGGAGGCGCGCAACCCUUUGGAUCUGCCUUAUACUAUAGACCUUCCGGGGAAGAGGAAGCGGUAG